CCAGUCAUAUUCAAAUACCAUAGUAGCUCCCUUAUCGUGAAAUAGAAGAAAGGGACAGAGCAAGUAGUAAUAUGGCAACAGAAUUCAAAGUGUUCUGGUUACCGGUUUUAUUGGUUUCUAUGAUCACUGUUUCAUCAGGACCCAAGUUGUCCGAGUCUGCUAGAAUUUUCACCAUUAUAAACAAUUGCAAAGAGACAAUCUGGCCUGCAGUAUUUCCUGGGGAGAACUUCAACGGUGGUGGCUUUCCACUAAAAUCAGGCCAGUCCAUUGUAUUCACAGCUCCGGUUAGCUGGUCAGGCCGGAUAUGGGGUCGUACCGGCUGCAACUUUGACAAAAAUGGCAAUGGAACAUGCCAGACUGGGGCAUGUGGCACCAGCCUCAAGUGUGGAGGCUCAGGAAACACCCCAGCAUCACUUGCUGAAUUUACACUUGCGCAGCCGGAUUUUUAUGAUGUUAGUCUUGUUGAUGGGUUUAACUUGCCAUUGACUAUCACACCUGUUAAUGGUUCGGGAAAUUGCAGUGCUUCUGGUUGUGAUGGGGACCUGAGGACUACUUGCCCGAAUGAGUUGUCUGUGAAAUCAAAUGGGAAGACUGUUGGCUGCCGCAGCGCCUGCGAUGUGUACAACACUGAUGAGUAUUGUUGCAGAGGGGUAUAUGGAAACGCUGCUGUAUGUAAACCCACAUAUUAUUCCAAGAAGUUCAAAGAAGCAUGCCCUACUGCAUAUAGUUACGCGUAUGAUGAUCCAUCCAGUAUUUUCACUUGCUCAGGCACUGAUUAUAUCGUCGCAUUCUGCUCAUCCAGGAAGCAACCGGUAUGUACAUAUCAUAACAACAAGCUUGUCUGCAGUGGAUCAAUUGGUUUAAAGUCAUCGAGAUCGUGGGCGAAGAUGCUUGUACUGCUACUGCUGAUUAACUUAUGGAUCAUUUUUUGACAAGAAUGUUCUUUUUUUCUUUUUUCUUUUUCUUCCCUGAGUUUAGAGGUGUGUUGCAUCCCCUUUUGAACUUAUACAGAGCCAGUUCAAAAGAAUGUAUCAGUCUCUUUUCCAGAGGAUUGUCCAUCUUGGUUGUACAUGUCAAGUUAUUCAGUUUUUUCUUUUCCUUCAGUUGAAGAUAAAUAAUGAAUGCAUCUGCUAUGAACAGAAUUUGCCUC
Messenger RNA from Rosa chinensis, 1150 nucleotides. RefSeq names its product pathogenesis-related thaumatin-like protein 3.5. Gene Ontology annotation, cellular component: extracellular region. The transcript has 3 exons. Gene Ontology annotation, biological process: defense response. Bases 72 to 932 code for a protein of 286 amino acids. The record is from RefSeq and is a predicted model, not a curated record. Lineage: Eukaryota; Viridiplantae; Streptophyta; Magnoliopsida; Rosales; Rosaceae.